AAUCUCUCACGCCUUGUUGUCUUUUCGAUGUUUUCUCGUGUCUGGUUUUGGCUUUGUGGCCUUGGCAAAAAACAAUUGAAAUUCCAAAAGGGACCGGAUAGGUUAAGUCAAUUGCCUGAUGCUUUGCUCUUAGAAAUAUUGUCGUUACUACCAACGGAAGAUGUUGUGGCCACAAUGAUUCUAUCUAAACGUUGGAGAUUCCUUUGGAUGAUGGUGCCAAGACUUGUAUACGAUGAUAGCUAUAAGAAGAUAGAAAGAUUUUUGCGCUUUGUAGAUAAGUCUUUGGUUUUGCACAAGGCUCCAAUUCUCGAAACUUUGCAUUUUAAACUUGGUAAAAGAUGUCGUCAUGAAGAUAUUCCAAAGUGUAUUAGAGCUUCUGAUAAAAGCUCUGUACGUGAAGUCAUUAUCGAGAUCGAUAGUUCUUCUAGACCAUCUCCACUCAUACUUCCAAAGAGUUUGUACACGGAGUGUAGAAUGCUAGUGACAUUGAAACUUAAUAAUGUGAUUCUUGUGGAUUUUUCUUCACAUGUGUCUUUCCCUGCCCUAAAAUCAUUGGUUCUUGUAUCCGUGAAGUACCCUGGUGACGAAUUUCUGAGUAGUCUUUUAUCCAGUUGUCAUGUUCUUGAAGACUUGGUUUUGAAACAAUGUCCAGAUGACAAUGUGAUUACCUUCACCAUUAGAGUUCCUUCUCUAAAGAGUUUAGUCUUGCAUACAUCACGACAUAUAUAUGAAGAUGAUGAUGCUCAUGGAUGUGUGCUAGAUGCUCCUUCUUUGGAACGCUUGGAUAUUCGUGAUUAUGAUGGCGAAUUUUGUAUCAUUGAGAAUAAUAUGCUUAAGAUAAAAGAGGCAGAUAUUGACGUCACUUACAUUCUUCCUGGGAUGAUUCUAGGAAGAAUAACUUCAGCCAAGCGUCUCGAUUUAUGUGUAUUCUCUUCAAAGAUUGAAUAUCCUGUCUUCUACUCUCUUAUAACUUUAAACAUAUGCACAUGUCACACAGAGUGGGUGGAUCUACUAAUGUCUAUGCUAAGAGUUUCCCCUAAUUUACGAGAUCUCGAACUUAACCUGGUACAUAGAUAUAAACAUGAAUUGUUCAUUUUCCUUGACCAGUAUAUAUUUUAUCCUAAUGUUAUCUACUUAUAUCAGUGCCAUGAUCUGACUGACGGACCACUCGCGUGCUGGAGUGAACCGAGCUUAGUUCCAGAAUGUCUAUUAUCGAGUCUUGAAAAUCUUGAAUGGGAACAAUAUGAUGGAACUGAAGUUGAGAAAGAAGUAGCAGCGUUCAUCUUAAGAAACGCAAACUGUUUAAAAAAGGCAACUAUCUCCUCUAACUCCACUGACCCUAACAAGAAACUUGAGAUGAUCAAGGUGUUGUCAUUUUCACCAAGGGGUUCACGUACUUGUCAGCUUCUAUUUGAUUGA
Molecule: messenger RNA, 1419 nt
Organism: Arabidopsis lyrata subsp. lyrata
Lineage: Eukaryota; Viridiplantae; Streptophyta; Magnoliopsida; Brassicales; Brassicaceae
Product: probable FBD-associated F-box protein At1g32375
Exons: 2
Coding region: 28-1419 (463 amino acids)
Molecular function (GO): protein binding
Source: RefSeq, a predicted model, not a curated record